GGAACAUAGACAAUAGAUGUUCGUAUUCAAAAUGGCUUUUCACCAUGGCAAAUCGACCCUUAUAUGACCUCUUACCACGAAAYUCGGAAUUCCAUAACUUUACCUCUUUACAUUUAACUGAUCGUCAGGCUAAAAUCAUUGGAAUGGGCUUGAAGUUUAGACCCACACUCAAGCCUCCUUCUGUCGACCAGUUUACAGUACAAAUUCAGGACUUCUGUCGCAGUGUCCGUUUGCAUGAUAAGUAUAAGGGUCAGCUAGCAGAUCGCAGUUUUAACCCGAAGCUUUAUGUCAAAUCUGGCUGGAAUCCUCCGCGGGAAAAUCCAGACCUUGAGGACAAACUGGACAGUCUAUGCAAGGAUUUGAAACUGAACAUUAGUCGUAACAAACCACACUGGAAGAGGAAUCUCUCUCCAAUGGAUCGCGAAGAGUUAAACCAAAUCAAGUGUGAUGAGUCUGUCAAAGUUCUGGCCACUGAUAAGAAUCUUGGACCAGCUCUAGUUUCUACUGAUUGGGUAAAAACCGAGACUCUUAAGCAGCUUAAUGACAGUCAAUCCUAUUCUAUUGUGUCAACACAAGAGUGGGGAUUGAGACGUCGGCAGGUAAUUGCUACUCGCGAUAAACUGUUGUCAACUUUCAAGAAGUUUGUUCCCUCUAAUGCUCUAAAAUUCUUGCGUAGUUACGAUCAUUUCACUGAUCCUGCUAAAUUUUACAUAAUUCCUAAAAUCCACAAAAAUCCUAUGGUGGGUCGGCCUAUAGCAGCUUCUCACAGUUACAUCACUAGACCUCUUAGUAUUUUUGUGGAUGAAUUNGUUAAACCUAGGCUUAAAAUGCCCACAGUUCUUAGGGAUUCUGGUGAACUGAUUCAAGCUUUGGAGUCUAUCAGGUUGCCCUCGCAAUGCUUUCUAGUCACGGCUGAUGUUAUCUCGCUUUAUCCAAACGUGGAUAUUAAGAAAGCAUUAAUUGCCUUAGACCUACUGCUUAGAGAGGCCAAGGCGCCUGAGACACCUCUGUUAAUUCAGUUCGCUAGGCUUGUUUUUGAAAAUAAUGUUCUUAAAACAGAAUUUAGCGAGGAAAUAUUUCAUCAGAUAUACGGGAUAGCGAUGGGAACCCCUUUUGCAGUUACUGCCGCUAACGCUUUUAUGUAUUAUCUAGAAAAGGACCUGGUUAGCCAGUUCUCGAAUCACCUAGUGUUAUACAAGCGUUUUAUUGACGACAUUUUUUGCAUUUGGAAAGGUCCCAAGGCCUUUAUCAGAGGCGAACUUAUGCGCUAUACCAGAAAUAGCUCGACGUUUGAAGCUUUUAGCGAAACUCGUGCUAAAUUCUGGAAGCGCCUUCGGCUYCKCGGUUAUCCCGCCAACUUGGCAAGACUAUCGAAAAUGAAAGUCACUUGUGCAAAUAGAACCGUGCUUGCUAAGAUGGACUGUCUAGGGGAGAAUCAUGCUUCAAGCUUCUAUAAAGUCCAGGAAAGAAUAACGAAAGAAACUGCAGUUCUACAAGAGGAACAAAGUGCUCUAUCCACAAUGAAGUCAGCUUAUGCUGCAGAUCCUAGUAACUCUUCAAACAGUUUAUCCAAUAUAUUGCAAGCACAUCGUGAAGUAGAAAGUCUGAAGAGCUCAUGUCAUCCAGGUUUCGUAAUUGCAUUCGACAACAUAGAUAUGCAGCUGAACAGAAAGAACAUGACCAGUACAGCCCAAAACAGAACCUUUCACUGGGUAAACCACAAGAUGGUCAACAACCGUGUUKCAUGCUCUGAGCUACCAAGUGAUAGGCCUAAAUCAGAUAUUUUGGAUAUCCCAAAKAUCAAGUUCUUUCCAACAAUCACUGACCACCAGCAACAACGCAAUGACUAUGCUAUACUGGUCCCCCUUGGAGUUAUCUUUAAAAAUGAGAAUUUAAAUGAAGACAUGCUGGAGAUUCUUCAACAAUUUCAGACCUAUCUUCCAAGGAAGCCUGAUGGCAAGUAUGACGGGCAGUUGUUUGCGGGGGAUCAGUUAUCAGUGGAAAGGGCAGUGAACCUUAUUUCAUCAGUGGCAAAUGGCUACACACCAGAAGAUAGGUUCGAAGGCAUCCACCUACAACUUGGAGACUGGCAUGCUGGCAUGAAGUUGCUAACUAUGAUAUAUAAGAGAUUUUACAGUGGCCAAUCUGAGGUUGAUAACUGUACCCUGUUUUCGGACAGGACUAUUAUUAAUCGAAGAAAUGUGACUGCGGAUACGAAGGACUAAGAGACUAAAUUUUCAGUAAGUAACCAAAUUUUUAUCAUAUAGUAUUGUAUUAACACUGCCAUUAUUGACCAAAGCUGUAUUAAGUUAACAUUUUCAUUACUUAAAGUACUGUCAGUGCAAUACAUAAGGCCCAGGUCAAACUUUUUCUAACAAAACCAAGAUAUUCAAAAUGUAAAAAUGUAUAUAUUAUAAUAUGUUGAGUUUUUUCAUUCUCAUGUAAUUAACUGAUGUACAUGUAUCAAAGAAAGUUUGUGGCUAU
Exaiptasia diaphana is the source of this 2484-nucleotide messenger RNA. RefSeq lists its product as uncharacterized. The record is from RefSeq and is a predicted model, not a curated record. The transcript has 5 exons. NCBI's taxonomy places the organism in Eukaryota, Metazoa, Cnidaria, Anthozoa, Actiniaria, Aiptasiidae. Bases 45 to 2225 code for a protein of 726 amino acids.